Molecule: messenger RNA, 3115 nt
Organism: Corylus avellana
Lineage: Eukaryota; Viridiplantae; Streptophyta; Magnoliopsida; Fagales; Betulaceae
Source: RefSeq, a predicted model, not a curated record
AUGAGAGGCCCUUAUGCUGCAUUGUUGCUUCUACUUGGCCUCCUCCUCCUCCUCCUAUGUACCGCAACUUCAAUUUGUUUCGGUUUGAAUUUGCGUAAUUCAGAAGUCAGAUAUAUAGAGGAAGAAAGACAAGCACUCCUCAAACUCAAACAAAGCCUUCAAGAUGAUGACGGUUUGCUGUCUUCUUGGGGCAGCCAGGAGGAAGAUUGUUGCAAUUGGAAACGAAUUAAAUGCAGCAACCGAACUGCUCAUGUUGUCAAGCUUGAUCUUCGGGGAGAUAGAUACUCUGAACCCUCCAAAUAUCUAUAUGGUGAGAUAAACUCUUCAUUACUUGGUUUGCAGCAUUUGACUUACCUCGACUUAAGUUUGAAUGCUUUUUCAAUUCUCCCAGAGUUCAUUGGUUCACUCACUAAAUUACAAUAUCUCAAUCUUUCCAACAACUAUCUUUCUGGAACCAUUCCACCGCAGCUUGGAAAUCUCACAAGCUUGACUUCUCUUGAUCUCAGUAGGAACUAUGGGCUGAUUGAGGACCACAAUCUUGACUGGCUCUUUAAUCUCUCCUCUUUGAGGCACUUAGAUAUGAGUACUGUGUACCUUAGCAAGGUUGUCAAUUGGCCAGAUAAGGUUACCAUGCUUCCUUCUUUAUUAGACUUAAGUCUAAGUGGUUGUGCGCUCUCCAUGCCGAUUCCUCCUGUGCUUUUCAAUGCUAAUUCUUCUUCACCACUUUCAAUCGUUGACCUCUCUUUCAAUUAUCUCAAUUCCUCCAUAUUCCCUUGGCUGUUCAAAUAUACAAAUAGCCUUGUCGUUCUUGACCUCAAUUAUAACGAGUUAGAAGGCUCUAUUCCGAAAGCUUUUGGGAAUAUAAUAAAUCUUGUUCAUCUUCACCUCUCUUCCAACUACUUUGAGGGGAAGAUACCACAAAGUACUUUGGAGAAUCUUCACUAUUUACAGGUCUUAGACUUAUCCCAAAAUAGUCUGAGUGGAGAAGUACCUGAUCUUUCAAAACUCACUUUCUUGAGCGAGUUGCAUCUAUCCAAGAAUCAGUUAAAUGGGAGUUUACCCAAUGUUCUUGGAAAACUUUCCAAGCUUCAGGUUCUGGAUUUGUCUUUAAAUUCCUUUGAAGGUGUCAUCACUGAAGCACAUUUGUCGAAUUUGUCCACACUACGCCAAUUGGACUUCUCUUCUAAUUCUUUGUCUUUGAAGUUUAGUCCAAGUUGGGUUCCACCAUUUCAUUUGGAUACCAUCAAUUUGGGGUCUUGCAAUUUGGGGCCAGCUUUUCCUCAAUGGCUUCAAACACAAAAGAAUUUUUCAUGGCUUGAUAUAUCUAAUGCAACAAUCUCAGGCACAAUCCCCAACUGGUUUUGGGACCUUUCUUUUAACAUAAAUUUCUUAUCUCUCUCCCAUAACCAGAUCACUGGUACCAUACCUCUUCAAUGGCUUUCGUCAAGAUUUAUGGGUUCUUCUACAAUAGAUUUGAGUGAUAAUUGCUUCAAUGGUCCGUUGCCACGACUAAAUUCCAAUUUGAUGUCAUUGAAUUUCUCUAAUAACUUGUUCCAAGGAUCUAUUAAUACAUCAUUAUGUGGGACGAAUGGAUCUGUUACUUAUUGGUAUUUGAGAUACCUUGACCUUUCGAACAACUCAUUAUCUGGAGAACUCCCAAAUUGUUGGGCAAAUAUGCCAUAUUUGUUCAGACUUGAUUUGGCAUACAAUAAUUUCAUUGGGAGCAUUCCUAAUUCUAUUGGAAGCAUUUGUAAUUUUACUGAAAACGAAUAUAUGCUUCAGAUGUUGCGUUUGGAAUACAAUAAUUUCAUUGGAGAACUACCCAAGUCAUUGAUGAGUUGUUCUUCGUUGAUAAUAUUACAUGUUGGAGAAAAUAGACUCUUUGGGAGGAUACCAGCAUGGAUAGGGACAUCGCUACCAUAUUUGAAAGUUCUUAUUCUGUCAUCAAACUCGUUCACUGGUAGCAUACCAUUGCAGUUAUGUGGUCUAAAGUAUCUCCAAAUCUUGGACCUUUCUCACAAUAAUAUUGUUGGAACUAUACCACCAUGCCUCAAUAACUUCAUUGCCAUGGAUGAGAGAUAUUAUAAUCUGGAGUCUAUCACUUAUUCCAUUCCCUACUACAAUGCGACUUUCCAAGAAAAAAUUAUCAUGCAGUUUGAAAAAGAUAUUUACUUUCUAUUUAAGGUCAUUGAUCUUUCAAGUAACAAAUUAGAAGGAGAAAUUCCAAGAGAAAUAACAAGUCUUUUGGGUUUGAGUGGACUAAACCUAUCUAACAAUUUGUUGAUUGGCAUUAUCCCUCAGAACUUUGGUGACCUGAACAACUUAGAGUUUUUAGACUUAUCAAGUAAUCACCUUUCAGGCACAAUUCCUCACAGCCUUGUUGAUUUGAUCUUCUUGGCCCUCUUAAAUUUGUCAUACAACAACCUGUCUGGUAGAAUCCCAUUCGGAUACCAAUUAGAUACCUUUAGUUAUUCUUCAUAUGUAGGUAACACCUAUCUUUGUGGAAGCCCUCUUUCAAAAGAGUGUCCGGAAAAUGCAGCAACUCAAGGUCCACAAACUAGUAGCAAACAUGACACAGACUUCUAUGAACAUCUAUGGUUAUAUACAAGCAUUGCAAUCGGAUUCAUUGUUGGAUUUUGGGGAGUUUGCGGAUCAUUAGUGCUGAAGAGUUCUUGGAGGCAUGCCUAUUUCCAGUUUCUAGACAAAAUGGGAGACAGACUCUACGUUACAAUAGCUAUCAACAAGGCCAAACUGCUGAGAAACUUCAAGUCUCAGUGCUACCAAGAAAAUACUUAGCAAAGAAGCAGAUUGUCACUGAAGGCAACAGGGCAAAGCACUUAUUCUGGAUGCCAAGUUUCACUUUGCAUGAAGAAGCUGUCCAUCUAGCUAGUGUCUCCAGACUAAUGGUUUUCUUUUACCUCGUUGCUUAUUAUAUCAGGAAUUGCUACGUACUACUCCAAUUGGCAAUGCUUUGUAUGACAAAAAAUUUGCAGAGAGAUUAUAAUAUGUAAUUUAAAUGCUUUUAAUGCUUCAGUGUUCUCAUCCUGGACAAUUUGUAUGUCAUUUAAUUGGUGGUUAUUAGCCGUGUGGCUUCUCUCUUUGGGAAGCAUUUGAU